Messenger RNA from Eublepharis macularius, 1672 nucleotides. RefSeq names its product enkurin domain containing 1 (gene ENKD1). Gene Ontology annotation, cellular component: cytoplasmic microtubule. Lineage: Eukaryota; Metazoa; Chordata; Lepidosauria; Squamata; Eublepharidae. Bases 174 to 1274 code for a protein of 366 amino acids. The record is from RefSeq and is a predicted model, not a curated record. The transcript has 8 exons.
ACUGCCUGGGACUUUGGGGCUGGAGCCACGCAGUCCUCUCAAAGGAGGCCCAAACGUAAGCAGUUUCUCACUAGCUCCCUGUCUCUUCCUAUAUCAAUUCUGUUUCCACACUGACUGGUCAGGACAAAGCUUGAAGCAAAAGGGAAGUUCUUGGCUGCUGAGUGGAGGCGGAGAUGUCGGAGGGGCCCUCGAGGAUCACGGGGCCUAUUCCUCCCGACCCCACCCUUUGCCCGGAUUACUACAGACGUCCCCUGUCAGCACGGGGGAGGCUGGAAGGGAACUCCUUGAAGCUGGAUCUGCUCCCUGGGCCCCUUCCUCCAGACUCAACCCUCUACCCCGCAUUGUACAGCCCUCGCCUCGCCCAGCCCCCUCCGCGGAUUAAACCCAAUGCCAAGGACAUCCUGGAGAUGGGCCAGAGAGGCACCGUAGGAGCUCUGCUACAGCUGGAUGGGAUUUCCUUCUGCCAAGAGUUCCCCAAGCCAGGGAAGGAGUGCAAAGACUACGAGAAGGUGAAUCUGAGGCGCCUGAGAGAGAUUCAGAGGAAGUGUCGCGAGAAAGAGCAGGCCCGGGAACUCAGCCAACCCAAGCCUGUGAAAGCCCUGUGGAAGUCGGCCAAGUAUGAGAAUGUGGAGUCCAAAGUGAAGGCUAAGCUGCAGGAGAGGUCUGUGCCUCCAAAUCCAGAAGCUCAGAGUUUCCUGAGAGCCUACUCCCGCUGUGGCACAGGGAUUCACCCACGCAGGCCGCUGGCCCAAAACCCUGCUCAGUUGAGAACAGCGGAUGCUGCAACGGUGCAAGACCCUAGGGAGAAUGCCAAAGAGAAUGUCAAGGUGGACUUCGUCAGCCACAAUGCCCAGAACGCCAAACGAGCCCAGCUGCGGCGAUCGCGCUCCCUGCAGUCACUCACCGAAGUGCUGGAGCAGAAACGCAAGGAGCAGGAAGAGUACGAUGCCAAGCAGAAGGGCCACGUCCCCCGCUACCUGAUGGAGAGGAAGGACCUCUGGCGCAGAGAAGCAGAGGAGCGCCGGCGCAACAUGCCUGAUCCCGCCAUGCCCCCAGGCCACACCCUCAUGCCGGAGAGCCAGCGAGUGGAAACGCUGAACAACCUCAAACAGAGCCAGGAGCAGCUUCUGAAGGACCUCCUGCUGCUUCCAGUGCGAGCCGACACCCUGAACCUGCAAAACAGACGGGUGGGGCUAGAGAAGAAGCUGUCGCAGAUAGAGGAAGCCCUCAAGAUCUUCUCCAGGCCCAAAGUCUUCAUCAAGCUGGAUUCCUAGGCAGGGACUAGUCAGGAAGGCAUCCUGUAUACCGUCAGCCACUCUCUGCCUUGCCUUAAUUUACAUGCAAGUAGGAAAACCUGCAGAAAAGGGGGCAGGAGCGAAGAGAAGUCUCUCCCCCCAGGAGUCUCGGUGUUGCCAGAACUCUGAGCCCACCUGAAGCCGCAGCUUGGACUGGAAAGAGUCCCCUCCAGGGCAUAAGUGGAGGGUGUGUGCGGGGAAGCGCACGCAGGAGCGCCGCUCGCAUAGAGCCAGCUCACCCAUUGGCCCCUCUCAGCCUCCCCCGGUGUUGGUCCCAGAAAUGCAAGAGGUAGCCACGGCAAGCUUCACACGCACCUAGUGCCACGAGGACUGCCUGCGAUUUUUAACUAGUUGGAAGGUUUUGAAAAUAAAGCAGC